Lampris incognitus (smalleye Pacific opah) is the source of this 1431-nucleotide messenger RNA. RefSeq names its product natterin-3-like. Lineage: Eukaryota; Metazoa; Chordata; Actinopteri; Lampriformes; Lampridae. The record is from RefSeq and is a predicted model, not a curated record. The coding region runs from base 52 to 1236 and encodes 394 amino acids. The transcript has 3 exons.
GGGGACGACUGGGAAGGUUAUCACUGACUCUGCUCUGUCUCCGGUGUCCAGAUGGAGCUGUCCGGCUUGCUGCUGCUGGUCCUGCUGGGCCUUUCCUCCGCCCGACUCAAGGACAUCGUGGAGAGGAGCUCACAACACAGACCAAUCUCCCUGCUGAACCCAGAACUCGAGGACAGAGUUCCCGUACUGUCAGACAGCAGACCAGUGUCUGGACCCCUGAGACCAUCUAGUCUUGAGGAGGAGCAGCAGGAGCAGCCUUCCUCCUUCAUGUUUGGUGACAACAUCAAUCUCCAGUGGCUGACCUGGAAUGGCUCGCUCCCCAACGGCGCCGUGGCUAUUUACAACGGCUACACCGAACGCACAGACUACGUCUGCAAGUACCAGUGUGAGUCCGGCUUCUACAACCCCUCCCUGGGUACUUACUGCCGCUACCCCUAUGGAGACCGUGAAUACUACGCCCCCGAAUUUGAGAUCCUGGCCAACAAAGACAAUUUUGAGUUCGUGGAGUGGAUAGAAGACUCCUAUGGCUCCGUGCCCAAAUACUCUGUCAGGACAUGUCCCCAUGUGGGCAUCUACGUGGGCAAGAACAAGUACGGACUUGGGAAGGUGGUCCCUCAGUUCAAGGCCUUCUUCCUGCCCUGGGAGGGCGAUGAGUACUGGUACAAGACGUACCAGGUCCUUACCAUUAACAGAGAUGCCUACAGUCAGCAUAUCUCCGAUGUCAAGUACUUCAUCGACGAGGUAAAGAUAUUCCAGUACCCGCCGGAGACCAUGCGCAUCUCAGGGGUCACCAACAAUGAGUGCCAGCCGAUUGUGCAGACGGUGACCAUCUCCAAGACGACAGCGGUGGAGAGCACAUGGAACAUAGGCCGCUCCACCAUGCUGGGUGUCACAGCCAGCAUCACCGCCAAGAUCCCACUCAUCGGCUCCGGGGGCAUCGAGCUCAGCGGCGAAAAGACACUGCAGUUCUCCAAGGGGACGACCCUGGUGGAGACGCUCAGCCACUCCGUUUCUGUGGAGCUCACCGUCCCACCAAACCACUCCUGCAGUGUCCGCAUGGAGGGCCGCAAGAUCACCGCCGACAUCCCCUACACCGCGCGCCUCAGCCGCACCUACCGCAAUGGAGAAACCCAGUGGACCUCCAUCGCCGGCACCUACGACGGCGUCCAGAUUGGCGAGAUUCGUGCUGUGGUCGACCGCUGCGAGCCUUUGGCCGACGCCAAGCCCUGCCCCUGAAAGACUGAUUGGAGAAGAUGCAGAAGACAUUUGCCACGAAUUUGGUGUACCGCGACAUUAGACGUCACCUCACAUAGCAAGACGGUUAAGGAAACGCGUGACCAUGUUUGUCGCGUGAUCAACAGAUUAACUGCAAGAUAUCUUGUUUUCCCCAAAUGUAAAAACGUGCAAUAAUAAAAUAUUACAUCAUUAAAA